AUGAGCGCGGAAACGAGAGAAGAGUAUAUUGGAGAUGAGAUACAGAAGCUUAUCGCCCCACCUGUCUCAAAUGAAGGAAAAAGUCAAAAGAGAGGGUGGAGAAGACGAAAUAACGAAUAUUGCGAAGCCUGUAAAGAUGGUGGAGAACUAGUUUGUUGCGAAAAAUGCCCAGUCAGCUAUCAUCCGACUUGUACGAAUCCUCCUUGUGAUGCAAACGAUCUUCCAGACAAAUGGAUUUGUCGUGGUUGCACAUUGAAAGCAAGCCAAUCUUACGAAGAAGAGGACGAAGAAAGCCAGCAAAAGGGAUUGUUUGACAUGCUUCUCGCCCAUAAAAAGCCCAUGAACCCGUCAAACUUCGUCAUUCCCCCUUCAGUCACGCAGGAGUCAAAUUUGCCCGGAGAGAGGAGGCAAAGAAAGAAAGCGGGAAAGAACAAGAGACCGUACCACGAAAUCGACUCCAACGGAUGUGUUCAACUAUCGAGGCUGACUGGAGAGCCGAUCAAGCUCUGUCAUCAUUGCAAUAUUUCGAGUCGAAAAGCACAGCUGAUCAUGUGCGAUUUCUGUCCGCUUUUCUUCCAUGCUGAUUGCUUGAAUCCACCGCUCAAGUACCCGCCAACGACGAAAUGGAUGUGCCCUGUUCAUCCUGAAAGAAUGCUCUUGCAAAACAGGGAUCUGUUUGUCAGCCAGCGAAAGGCCAUUGCGGACCUUUUUUCAACUGAACAUGUGGACCCGAAUUUCAUAAUAACCGAAUUGCUGAGAAAACGCCAACGCUCGACUAAUCUCCGCCCGAGCACGUCAAAACUAUUGAACGAUUCUAGUAUUGAGCUCGCAAACGCUGGAUCACUGCCGAAACGAAAGUCCAUCGUCCCCAUUGGAAUCAAAAAAGCUUACAAAACGAGAAGAUACAUUGAUGAGUGUACUGCUUCAGAAGCCGAUGCCGAACUUGUUUUAUCAUGCAUACCCAGUUUUGGCAAAGAAAAAUUAUCGGAAAAGCAAAAACGACUUUCUUUAAUUCCAGAUGAGGAGCCAAAGACGCCUGAAGAGGUUGACGUCCCUGAAAAUUUUAGCUGUCUUCUCAUGCCACUAGAGGUAGACGCUCCGCCAAUAUUCGUCUGUGAGCCUAUCAGCAAUAUUGGAACUUCUCCCGAAAAUGAUAUCGUUUUACAAGCAGAGAAAUGCGAAGCAAUUUCUCCUCAUCACGCCGUCUUGUACCAAGAUCUCUCCGGAAGUUUCGAACUGCUGAACUACUCGAUCCAUGGAAUGAUCGUCAAUGGAAUCGAAUACGGCCUUGAGGACCCUGAAAUAGCAGUUCACAAGCCAGACGAUCCGCUCACUUCUGACUUUACCGACAGAAUUCACGAAAUGAGUAAAUUUGGUGGCUGGAAAAUUACAGAAGAUAAGAAGAAAGUAGAAUGGCUCAAGGACAAAGUCAUCGUUUCCGACGAGUCUGAAGACGAAUCAAAUGCUGCCAAAAACGCCUCCGAAAGCGAGGUCACCUGUCAAAGUUUAGCAAAGCUCAAAAAAUCGCCAUGUCCAUCACCAACGCCUUCCGUAGGCAGCGAAAAGUCCAAGGCCAAAAAGAGGGCCAAGAAAAGCGCAAAACAAAGUCCUGAAGUUCCGAGACACAAAUGUGGGUGUUCCGUUCCCGAGCCGGGCUGGGAGUCGCCUGUUCAACUGUCACAUGGUUCCGUCAUUCAGUUUGGCUGCAAUAAGUACCUGUUUGUCUCCAAAGAUGCUUAUAUAGAAGAACCGCCAGCAGAAGAGGCGAAAGAUCAAGUUAAAAAAGAAGAGACUGUCAUGAAAAUCAAAGAGAUUUUCCUCGCCAAUCGACCGGAUCACGCGCCGACCCCAAAUGACUUUGGGACACGUGAGAUCGACUGCCCAUGUGCUCUUCCAGACGGAGGCUUUUCAAAUGAAUCACUUCCUAAAGGAGGCAUUCUUGUCAAACUCGCAUGGAUCUCGGUGGAUCCUUAUAUGCGAUCGCGAAUGCGUCCCGUCGGGCCAAGCUACGCGGCAAGCUGGGAGAUUGGACAGACCAUUGAUGGAUUUGCAGUUGGUCAAGUGAUACAGUCGCGAAGUGGAAAAUUCCCAAAUGGGACCUUUGUUUCCGGAAUGAUGCCAUGGGCGGAAUAUGUUGUUUUAGAUGACAGGCAGUGUAAGCCGUCUCCUCAAGGACCAACGGAAAUUCCUAAAAUUGAGGGCCUAGCAGGCCUUGAGAAUCACUUCGUUGGUCUGUUCGGUGUCACUGGAUUGACUGCCUCCAUCGGAAUGCAUGUUCAUGGUGCAUUAAAAGAAGGUCAAACUGUCGUUGUGUCUGGCGCUGCUGGAGCUACUGGCUCAGUAGCCGGACAGUAUGCCUUGCGAAAGGGAGCGAAAAAUGUCAUUGGAAUUUGUGGGACUGAGGAAAAGUGUGAGUACCUCCGUAAAUGCGGAUUCACCCACACAAUCAAUUACAAAACCGAAGAUGUCGCUGCCAAAGUGCAAGAAUUCACCGCAAGUACUGGAGUUGACUGCUACUUUGACAACGUCGGAGGCGAGACCUCAGAGAUCGUGAUCAGGCGAAUGAACAAAGACUCUCACGUGGUUCUUUGCGGGCAAAUCUCUUCCUACAACGAUCCUGACGCUCCGUAUCCGAAUGUAUUGAGCGAGGAAGUCCAAAAACAUGUCGACUCUAACAACAUCACAAGGAAACGGUUCCUUUUGCUAGAGCACAUUGAGCAUACUGAGCUCUGUCUUGGCGAACUCAUCGGCUGGUAUUUACAAGGCAAGAUAGUUGCAGAGGAAACUGUUGUCGAUGGAUUCGAAAAUGCACCGAAAGCAUUUUGCGACAUGCUCCAGGGCAAAAACAUCGGAAAAAUGGUUGUCCGAGUCUAA
Molecule: messenger RNA, 2874 nt
Organism: Oikopleura dioica
Lineage: Eukaryota; Metazoa; Chordata; Appendicularia; Copelata; Oikopleuridae
Source: the annotation of a GenBank genome assembly